GUCCCACCAUACUUUAAGACAGAGCCCGUGCGGAGUCAGUUGCACCUGGAGAGGAACAGGCUGGUGCUGACGUGUAUGGCAGAGGGCAGCUGGCCUUUAGAGUUCAAAUGGAUCCAUAACGGGACAGAGCUGACCAGGUUCUCUCUGGAGUACAGGUAUUUGAUACCCUCCCUGGACCGCUCUCACGCUGGCUUUUAUCGCUGUAUCGUGAGAAACCGAGUGGGCGCACUCCUGCAGAGGAGCACUGAAGUCCAAGUGGCAUUUAUGGGAGCAUUUGAGGAAGGGGAGCGUUCCCAGGCUGUAUCCCAGGGAGACGGAGCAGUUAUCCCAGCACCACGCAUCCGAAGCUUUCCCCAGCCGCAGGUCACGUGGUUCAGAGACGGACGCAAAAUCCCGCCAAGCAGUCGCAUUGCCAUUACGCUGGACAACACACUGGUCAUCUUAUCCACUGUGGCACCGGACGCCGGACGCUACUAUGUUCAGGCUGUUAAUGAUAAGAACGGAGAAAACAAAACCAGUCAGCCAAUCACACUGUCUGUGGAGAAUGUUGGCGGUCCUGCUGACCCCAUUGCUCCCACUAUAGUCAUCCCGCCUCGCAACACCAGUGUGGUAACAGGCACCUCUGAGGUCACCAUGGAGUGUGUAGCCAAUGCCAGGCCGUUGAUAAAAUUGAGUAUCAGUUGGCGUAAGGACGGUGUAGCUGUCAGGUCUGGUCUGAGUGAUUUUAACCGCAGGUUGACCAUAAUCAGUCCUGUGGUCAGUGACUCUGGCUUCUAUCAGUGUGAGGCCGUGCUCCGCAGCAGCAGCGUCCCCUCCGUCAGCGCAGGGGCCUACCUGCACGUGCUCGAGCCUCCUCAGUUUGUGAAGGAGCCAGAGAAACACAUUACGGCAGAGAUGGAGAAAGUGGUGGAUAUUCCCUGCCAGGCCAGAGGAGUUCCUCAGCCUGAGAUAGUGUGGUAUAAGGAUGCUGUACCCAUAAGUCCCGUAAAGACGCCACGGUACAGGGUGCUGCAAGGGGGAAGCCUUCAGGUCAAUGGCCUGUUGCCGGAUGAUACCGGAAUGUUCCAGUGUUUUGCCCGAAAUUCAGCCGGAGAAGUGCAAACCAACACCUAUCUGGCUGUCACCAGCAUAGCCCCAAACAUCACAGCCGGUCCGUCUGACAGUACCGUGAUUGACGGCAUGUCUGUCAUUCUGCACUGUGAAACCUCCGGAGCUCCUAGACCUGCUAUCACCUGGCAGAAAGGGGAGCGUGUGUUGGCCAGCGGCUCUGUGCAGUUGCCCAGGUUCACUCUGCUGGAGUCAGGCAGUCUACUUAUCAGUCCAUCUCACAUCUCAGACGCAGGCACCUACACCUGCAUGGCCAGCAACUCCCGAGGCAUAGACGAAGCCUCUGCAGACCUUGUGGUCUGGGCUCGUACCCGUAUCACCAGUCCUCCUCAGGAUCAGAGUGUCAUAAAGGGCACUAAAGCCACCAUGACCUGUGGAGUGACCCAUGACCUCAGUGUUACUGUCAGGUUUGUGUGGGAGAAGGACGGACAGGUCAUAAAUCCCCAGUCUUUGCCACGGUUGCGUCUGGACUCAGAUGGAUCUCUGCACAUCUCUCAGACCUGGUCAGGUGACAUCGGCACUUACACCUGCCGGGUCACGUCUGUUGGUGGCAACGAUUCCCGCAGCGCCCACCUCCGAGUCAGGCAGUUGCCCCACACUCCUGAGAAUCCGUCUGCAGUCCUUAGUAGCACGGAGAAGAGAGCCAUUAACCUGACAUGGGCCAAACCCUUUGAUGGGAACAGCCCACUACUUCGCUACAUUCUGGAGGUGUCUGAGAACAACGCUCCUUGGACGAUUCUUCUGGCCAAUAUUGAGCCAGAGUCCACGACCGUAACGGUUAGCGGUCUCAUUCCAGCGCGCUCGUACCAGUUCCGCCUCUGUGCCGUCAAUGAUGUGGGCAAGGGCCAGUUUAGCAAGGAGACUGACCGGGUUUCUCUUCCAGAAGAGCCCCCCAGUGCACCUCCCCAGAAUGUCAUAGCCAGUGGACGCACCAACCAGUCCAUUAUGAUCCAGUGGCAGCCUCCGCCCGAGAGCCAUCAGAAUGGCAUUCUUCGUGGUUACGUCAUACGAUACCGGCUCACUGGACUGCCUGUUGACAUUCAGUAUAAGAACAUCUCCAACCCAGAUGUCACCAACCUGCUCCUGGAGGACCUCAUCAUCUGGACCAACUACGAAAUCGAGGUGGCUGCCUAUAACGGAGCAGGACUGGGUGUCUACAGUCCCAAAGUCAUGGAGUGGACAUUGCAAGGAGUGCCCACUAUUGCUCCAGGCAAUGUGCAGGCAGAAGCUGUCAAUUCAACCACCAUUAGAUUCACCUGGAUGGCUCCCAACCCACAGUUUAUUAAUGGUAUAAACCAGGGCUACAAGCUGUUGGCAUGGGAACCAGCACGUGAAGAUGAGGUUACCGUGGUAACGGUGCGGCCAAAUUUCCAGGACAGCGUUCAUGUGGGAUACGUGACAGGACUGAAGAAGUUCACCGAGUACUACACUUCAGUGCUGUGUUUCACCACGCCCGGAGAUGGUCCCCGGAGUCCGCCCCGACGAUUACGCACACAUGAAGACACCCCUGGUGCUGUUGGCCACCUGAGCUUCACUGAGAUACUGGACACAUCCCUGAAAGUCAGCUGGAGAGAACCUGCCGAGAAGAACGGCAUACUCACAGGGUACCGUAUAUCCUGGGAGGAGUAUAACCGCACCAACACGAGGGUCACCCACUACCUGCCGAACGUGACGCUGGAGUACCGGGUGACUGGCCUGACCGCUCUGACAACAUACACUAUUGAGGUGGCUGGCAUGACGUCCAAAGGACAAGGCCAACUGUCAUCUUCAACCAUCUCCUCUGGAGUCCCCCCAGAACUCCCUGGCCCCCCCACCAACCUGGCCAUCUCCAACAUUGGCCCACGCUCUGUCACCCUUCAGUUCAAGCCUGGUUAUGAUGGCAAGACCUCCAUCUCUCGCUGGCAGGUGGAAGCCCAGAUUGGCGUGGUGGGAGAAAAUGAAGACUGGAAAAUGGUUCACCAGGUAGCCAAUGAACCUGAUGCCCGCUCCUUAGAAGUGCCCAGACUCAAUCCUUACACCUUCUAUAGAUUUCGAAUGCGUCAGGUGAAUAUUGUGGGUACCAGUCCACCCAGUCAGCCUUCUAGAAAGAUCCAGACCCUGCCUGCCCCUCCUGACGUGGCCCCUGCCAAUGUCACUUUGCGCACAGCCAGUGAGACCAGCCUGUGGCUACGAUGGGUGCCUCUCCCUGAGUGGGAGUAUAAUGGUAAUCCAGAACUGGUGGGAUACAGAGUACAGUAUUCCAGAACUGGAUCCCAGUCUAAGGCCCUGACCCAUGUGAUUCCGGAUCGUCUAGAGAGAGAGUUCACUAUAGAGGAUCUGGAGGAGUGGACUGAGUAUGAGGUCCGAGUGCAGGCUCUGAAUGGGAUUGGUUCUGGACCGUGGAGCCAGCCUGUGCGAGGAAGAACCAGAGAGUCCGUGCCUUCGUGCGGACCCACUAACGUGUCGGCCUUUGCCACCACGUCCAGCAGUAUUCUUGUGCGCUGGUCUGAGGUUCCUGAGCCUGAUCGGAACGGCCUGAUUCUGGGAUACAAGGUAGUCUAUAAGGAGAAGGAUUCUGACUCUCCUCUGCAGUUCUGGACAGUGGAGGGAAAUGCCACUCACAGUGUUCAGUUGACUGGUCUGGGCAAAUAUGUUCUCUAUGAGAUCCAGGUCUUAGCUUUCACACGCAUCGGAGAUGGACGGCCUAGCUCCCCCCCAAUCCUGGAGCGCACGCUCGACGACGUUCCAGGCCCCCCAGUGGGAAUUCUGUUUCCGGAGGUAAGGACCACAUCAGUCAGACUCAUCUGGCAGUCCCCCUCCCAUCCUAACGGCAUUAUACUGGCCUAUCAGAUCACAUAUCGCCUGAAUUCAACCAAUAGCAACACAGCAACCGUGGACGUGUUGAAUCCCAGUGCGAGGCAGUAUACCGUUACCGGGCUGAAGCCGGAGUCCGUCUACGUGUUCCGCAUCACUGCACAGACACGCAAGGGCUGGGGGGAAGCUGCAGAGGCCCUGGUGGUCACCACAGAGAAGAGAGCCCGUCCUCAGCCCACCAGUCGACCUACGGUACCUCAGGAGAACGUCCAGGCCCGCAGUGUGCUGUUGUCGUGGGAACCGGGCAGUGACGGCCUUUUGCCCGUGCGUUACUACACGGUUCAGGUCCGAGAGCUGCCGGACAAAAACUGGACUGUCCACUCUGCAUCUGUCAAUCAUGAGGCCACCUCCUACACAGUGGACAGGUUGAAGCCCUUUACUUCAUACCAGUUCCGAGUGAAGGCCACUAAUGACAUUGGAGACAGCGAGUACAGUCAGGAGAGUGAAGCCAUUACCACUCUGCAGGAUGCCCCCGAUGAAGCUCCCACCAUCCUCUCUGUCACACCACACACCACGACCUCUGUCCUGAUUCGCUGGCAGCCUCCACCCGAGGAGAAGAUUAACGGGAUUUUGCUGGGUUACCGUAUCCGUUACCGGGAGCUGCUUUAUGACCGCCUGCGGAGUUUUAACAUCCACUCUGUCAACAGUCCGUCUGUCAGCUGGGCUGAGCUCACCUCUCCCUACAGCAUACAGAACCUCAGUGACCCCUCCCUCACCCAGUAUGAACUGGACAACCUGAGCAAACACAAGCGUUAUGAGAUCAGAAUGAGUGUGUACAAUGCCGCAGGUGAGGGUCCAGCCAGCUCUCCUCAGGAAGUGUUUGUUGGAGAAGCAGUUCCCACUGCCCCGCCCCAAAACGUGGCCAUCCAAUCAGCCACUGCCACACAGCUGGAUGUUACCUGGGAUCCACCCCCACUGGAGACUCAGAACGGAGACAUACAAGGCUAUAAGAUUUACUUCUGGGAAUAUCAGCGGAAGAAUGAGACGGAGAAACUGCGUACGCUCUUUCUGCCUGAGAGGGGAGUAAAGCUGAAGAACCUGACUGGUUACACCACCUACAUGAUCAGUAUCGCCCCCUUCAACGCCGCCGGAGAUGGGCCCCGCAGCGCCCCGACACGGGGACGCACCCAACAGGCUGCCCCCAGUGCUCCCAGUUUCAUCCACUUCAGUGAACUCACCACCACCUCCGUUAAUGUGUCAUGGGGGGAACCCACCUACCCGAACGGCAUCAUUGAGGGUUACCGUCUCAUCUAUGAGCCCUGCACACCUGUCGAUGGCGUCAGUAAGAUUGUGACAGUGGACGUGAAGGGGAGUGCUCCCCUCUGGAUGAAAAUCAAAGACCUUGCUGAUGGCGUUACCUACAACUUCCGCAUCCGAGCCAAAACAUUCACCUAUGGGCCUGACAUGGAAGCCAACAUCACCACAGGUCCUGGGGAAGGAGCCCCAGGGCCCCCUGGGGAGCCUUUCAUCUCCCGCUAUGGCUCUGCCCUCACCCUCCACUGGAGCAGCGGAGAUCCCGGACGAGCCCCCAUUACCCGCUACGUUAUUGAGGCCAGACCCUCAGAUGAGGGGCUAUGGGACAUCUUGAUCAAAGAUAUUCCCAAGGAAGUGACAUCGUACACUUUCAACAUGGACAUACUCAAGCAAGGUGUCAGCUACGACUUCAGGGUUAUUGGAGUGAAUGACUAUGGCUAUGGCUCUCCAAGCCAGCCUUCCCCAUCUAUAUCAGCCCAGAAGGUGGCACCAUUUUAUGAGGAGUGGUGGUUUCUAGUGGUUGUAGCUUUGGUUGGCCUCAUCUUUAUCCUGUUGUUGGUAUUCAUCCUCAUCAUCAGAGGUCAGAGCAAAAAGUAUGCCAAGAAAACUGAUUCAGGUAAUAACUCCAACUGCAAUGCCCUUACUCACGGAGAGAUGGUCAGUCUAGACGAAGGAAGGUUCCCAGCCCUGGAGCUCAAUAACAGACGUCUGUCUGUGAAGAACUCCUUCUGUAGAAAGAAUGGAGUUUACACUAGGUCUCCUCCGAGGCCCAGCCCCGGCAGCCUGCACUACUCCGAUGAAGAUGUCAGCACCAAGUACAAUGACCUGAUCCCCGCGGAGAGCAGCAGCCUGACGGAGAAACCGUCCGAGGUGUCCGACUCACAGGGAAGUGACAGUGAAUAUGAGAUGGAUCCAAACCGACAGAAAACCCACUCCUUCGUCAACCACUACAUCAGCGACCCCACCUACUACAACUCCUGGCGUCGGCAGCAGAAGGGGAUCUCGCGGGUGCAGGCGUACAGCUACACGGAAUCCGAGUCUGGGGACCCCGAGCACUGUGCGCCUCCUCCACUUCCACCCCUACCACCUCUGCCCCCACAGCUUAACUCCUCUACCCCCCAAAGCCAGGGUCAGACCCAGAACCAGGGCAGCCUGUUCAGGCCAAAAGGCAGCCGGACUCCCACUCCCUGCCAGCAGAGCUCCAACCCACCCAGUCAACACAACACGCUUUACCGCCCCCCGAGCAGCCUGGCCCCUGGCUCCCGCGCCCCCAUUGCUGGCUUCUCCUCUUUCGUUUGA
This is a messenger RNA of Chanos chanos (milkfish), 6513 nucleotides long. RefSeq names its product sidekick cell adhesion molecule 2b (gene sdk2b). The record is from RefSeq and is a predicted model, not a curated record. The transcript is spliced from 44 exons. Lineage: Eukaryota; Metazoa; Chordata; Actinopteri; Gonorynchiformes; Chanidae. Bases 76 to 6513 code for a protein of 2145 amino acids. Gene Ontology annotation, biological process: cell-cell adhesion. Gene Ontology annotation, molecular function: protein binding.